This is a messenger RNA of Harmonia axyridis, 2800 nucleotides long. Its product is annotated as facilitated trehalose transporter Tret1-like. Lineage: Eukaryota; Metazoa; Arthropoda; Insecta; Coleoptera; Coccinellidae. Gene Ontology annotation, biological process: transmembrane transport. The record is from RefSeq and is a predicted model, not a curated record. Gene Ontology annotation, cellular component: membrane. Gene Ontology annotation, molecular function: transmembrane transporter activity. The transcript has 2 exons. Bases 209 to 1609 code for a protein of 466 amino acids.
UCGGACAUGAGAGGUCCUCAACCUUCCCUCAAUGCGCCCUCGUAGGACGUCAAAUAAAAACAUAGAAAAUUGAAUAGCACAGCGGACAAUACCGCAAUUAUGAAAAGCUCAAAUGGCCUGAUGUCAAUGCUAACCUGAAACGUUGUGACGUGUCAUAAAGAAGUGCCGGGAUAAGGGUGAUUUUCAGUUUGAUUUGUUUGGAGGGAAAAUGACGAGACAGCUGUAUGCUCAGACGGUAUCCGUUCCCAAUGGACAUUACUUCCUCGUCGCUGGAAAACCAGAAUACCUUGGACAAGUCCUGGCAUCGCUAGCCGUUUCACUGGGACCACUCGCUGCUGGCCUUGGUAAAGGAUACAGCUCACCAGCCAUAGCAUCCCUUCAAGAAAGAGACGCCGAUGCUUUCCUCGUCAACGGCCAGCAAGCAUCCUGGCUAGCAAGUCUUUCUCUCCUAGGCGCUCUCUUUGGCGCUCCUUUAGGAGGAGCAGCAGUAAGAUGGGGAAGAAGAAGAACCCUGAUCUUCGCCGGAGCACCUUUAUCGCUCUGUUGGAUUAUAACAGUAUUUUCUGUAAGCGUGGAGGUGAUGUGUUUCGCCGCCUUCGUCAGCGGUUUCCUCGUAGCCAUCGUCCAACUAUCUGCACAGGUAUACGUAAGUGAAAUAGCGACCCCUAGCAUUAGAGGGGGUUUGAGUGCCCUCCUGAAGAUAGCUGGGCACAUUGGCGUCCUCGUAGCUUUUGCUGCAGGUGCCUUCUUGGAUUGGCGACAACUCGCUGGUCUCAUCUCGUUGGCACCUGCAGCUAUGUGUGUUGCCAUGUGGAAAAUACCUGAAAGUCCAGGUUGGUUGGUGCUUCGUGGGAGGCUAAGUGAAGCUGAGGAAGCUUUAAGAUGGUUAAGAGGAGAAAACGCUGAUUUAAGGUUUGAAUUAUCUGUUUUACAAGCUCACGUAUUGAACAAGAAAGUACCCGUAAGUCCAAGUUCACUUUUACACAGUCUGAAAACUCCUGUUUUCAUCGCCUGUGGUCUCAUGUUCUUCCAAAGGUUCUCUGGAGCCAAUGCGUUCAAUUUUUACGUGGUGAGUGUUUUCAAGGAGACAUUCGGGGGUACGAACCCUCACUCUGCGGCAGUUGCUGUAGCCGUUGUACAAUUACUUUCAUCUCUUCUAUCAGGCCUUCUGGUAGAUAUAGCUGGAAGACUUCCCCUUUUGGUAGCAUCCAGCGUGUUGAUGUCUUUUGCUUUAGCUUCAUUUGGUUCUUUCGCGUAUUAUGAGGAUGUUUAUCCAAAAACCGUACCGAAUUUAGACUGGAUACCUCUACUAUGUGUGUUGAUAUUCACAGUAGCCUUCACUUUGGGUAUCAGUCCUAUAUCUUGGCUACUAGUAACGGAACUAUUUGCGCUUGAACAGAGAGGUUUGGGUGCAGCUCUUGCUACAGCUUUCAGCUACUUAUGUGCUUUUAUAGGAGUUAAAACAUUCGUGGAUUUUCAAGAACUCUUCGGUCUUUAUGGUGCCUUUUGGCUGUACGCAUUUAUUUCUGUUUGUGGACUCUGCUUCGUAGUUUGUUGUGUUCCAGAGACCAAAGGUAGGGAUUUGACAGAAAUCGAUGCGUACAGAUGACCUCAAGCCAAUGGAUCAGCUCCAACAGUAGCUGUUAGCGUUGUUGAGAGAUAUUGCUGAACAUGUCACGAAACGCUUGAGAUUCAAUCAGAAUUACAAUCAUGAAAAUUCGUAGUGACUUGUUUUAGGGUCCAAUAGGAAGUUUUGAGACCGAUAUCAGAGUUAUUGUAUUCUUAAUCGAACAAGUAGUCGAUCCGAUAACACUAUUCUUCAUUUAAUGGUUUUUUAAAUCGUUUUCAAUCGAAAAUAGAAAAAAUAGUCAACAGUAAAAAACAUAAUCAAUAAAUUAUACUUAUCUACAUAUCUAUACAUUGAGGAAGAAAAUUAUUCAUCACUUUGAAGGUUAGUGAAAAUAUAAAAUCAAAGUUUUAUCAAUAGGGUUUAAUCUCGAAAAAGCCAUAUCAGCUAACGGAGUAGAAUUUAUUGUAUUAACCUCAAUUUACAAUCUUCUUCGACUCUAAUGAAAUAAUAUGCUCAAGGAGAGUAUCUUGUUAUUUAUUACUGAUAUAUUUCAGUAUAAUCAUUUAGGUUGUAAAAAUAAUCAAUGGAAUAGUUAUAUUGAAAAAAUUGCUUGUAUAACGUGCUUCGCAAAUCAAAUUUCAUACAUUAUGGAGCGACCUAACACACUCUCAAAGAUGAGAAUCUCUUUUUUCACAAUCAAUACGAGAAGAAACAAUAUCACCUAAAGGUUGAAUCUAGAGGUUAAAACCUCAACAUCCAUAACUUGGUUUUUCAUUUAAACUCAUUUCUUUGCUUUGGUUUUAUUUACUUUGUUGUUUCUAAUGGAUCUCAACCUUUUUUCAUUGAGUAGGUAGCCGAGAAACUAUCCACUUACACUCCAGCUAACAAUAUUACAUUUGAUUCAAUUCUGUGCCUUUUUUUAUUUAUUUUUUGUCGUUAUUUAUUGACUAGUUAAAUUUUUCUGUCUAUCAGCGAUUAUUUUCAGUUGGUUUCAUGCCAAUUAUUUUACCAGAUAUUUUUAUAUUUCUGCUUUCAAACCUUCUUCUGACACAACAGGUCUAGUUUAACCUUCUCACUGAACUUUUCAUUGAACUAUAUCCGAAUUUGUCCACCAUUGGUCUGCUACCUUGGUUGACUAGUGAAAAUGAAAAGAAAAUGCUAUAAUUGAUAGUUUCAAAAAUUAUAAUUUAUUGAAUCUUUCGAUAGAAUUGUUAUUCAUUUUUUUCUCGA